Thlaspi arvense is the source of this 1341-nucleotide messenger RNA. NCBI's taxonomy places the organism in Eukaryota, Viridiplantae, Streptophyta, Magnoliopsida, Brassicales, Brassicaceae. The record is from the annotation of a GenBank genome assembly.
CCUGGCCACCGCCUUCCGCCGGGCCUCCCUCCUUCGGCCCUCUCGACAGCCGCUGCCGCCAUAUCUCCGCCGUCCACGGCGGAACCCUACGAGUACUCUGCCGGAAUCUGCAUGAAAGGGGUAAGAAUAUCCGGCCGCCCGCUCUACCUCGACAUGCAGGCAACCUCACCGGUGGACCCCAGGGUGCUUGACGCCAUGCUUCCCUACUAUAUUUCCCGGUACGGUAACCCCCACUCGCGGACCCACCUCUAUGGCUGGGAAUCAGACGAGGCGGUCGAGCUUGCACGUGCACAAGUGGCUGCCCUAUUUAACGCCUCGCCGAAAGAGAUCGUUUUCACCUCCGGCGCCACCGAGUCCAACAACAUCUCCGUCAAGGGCGUCAUGCACUUCUACAGGGACAAGAAGCGCCAUGUUAUCACCACCCAAACAGAGCACAAAUGUGUCCUUGACUCAUGCCGGCACCUCCAACAAGAGGGCUUUGAAGUGACCUACUUGCCUGUUGGCUCUGAUGGAAUAGUUGACCUCAACCAGCUUCGCACCGCUAUUCGCCCCGACACAGGGCUGAUCUCUAUUAUGAUGGUGAACAAUGAGAUCGGGGUGAUUCAGCCGGUUGAGGAAAUUGGUAAAAUAUGCAGAGAGUUCAACAUUCCUUUCCACACUGAUGCAGCCCAGGCGCUGGGUAAGAUUCCAAUUGAUGUGGAUAAAAUGAAUAUAAGCUUGAUGUCACUAAGUGGACACAAAAUUUAUGGGCCGAAGGGUGUUGGUGCUCUCUAUAUGAGGCGGAGACCGAGGAUUAGGGUUGAACCGCAAAUGAAUGGAGGAGGGCAGGAAAGGGGAAUCCGGAGUGGAACUGUCCCAACUCCACUAGUAGUUGGUUUUGGGUCAGCAUGCGAAUUGGCAAUGAAGGAGAUGGAAUAUGACAAGAAGAGGAUCACCCAGUUGCAAGAGAGAUUGCUUAAUGGGAUUAGAGCAAAAAUUGAUGGGGUGGUGGUGAAUGGAAGUAUAGAGAAGAGAUAUGCCGGGAAUUUGAAUUUGUCUUUUGCAUAUGUUGAAGGGGAGAGCUUGUUGAUGGGGUUGAAGGAGGUAGCUGUUUCAAGUGGGAGUGCAUGCACUAGUGCGAGCUUGGAGCCCUCAUAUGUGUUGAGGGCAUUGGGAGUGGAUGAGGACAUGGCUCACACUUCAAUCAGGUUUGGGAUUGGGAGGUUCACUACUGAGGCAGAGAUUGAUCGGGCCAUUGAGCUCACAGUGCAACAGGUUGAGAAACUGAGAGAAAUGAGCCCGCUUUAUGAGAUGGUGAAGGAUGGCAUAGAUAUUAAGAGCAUCCAGUGGACCCAGCACUGA